Rotaria sp. Silwood2 is the source of this 1155-nucleotide messenger RNA. NCBI's taxonomy places the organism in Eukaryota, Metazoa, Rotifera, Eurotatoria, Philodinida, Philodinidae. The record is from the annotation of a GenBank genome assembly.
AUGUUAUGUGGUGCAGUUGCAGCUGUUGGACUUGUUAGUUACAUAGCUGUAAAAGAUGCAGAAACAACUACCACUUCUACAGUAACUAUCAGUGCUGUUGGUAUUUAUGCCUUAAGCAUUCCGACAUGUGCUACAUGGAAUGAGAAUGGGACCACGACCAGUGGCAAUCAAAAUGGAUCGUUAGGCUAUGAUUUAGGAUCGCUCUAUUAUCCAGUUAGUAUCUUUAUUGAUAAUGAUGAUAUUCUGUACGUUUGUGAUCGAGACAAUGCUCGAAUUCUCAAAUUAUAUCCUAAUUCAACGACAGGAAUUAUUGUUGCUGGCAAUGGGACAGCAGGAAAUGAAUCAAAUCAAUUGAGAGGACCGAAAGGUGUUGCUGUCGAUCAAUAUGGUGCUAUAAUUGUGGCUGAUAGCGACAAUUAUCGCAUUCAGAAGUUCCUCCAGAAUUCCACAAUAGGAAUUACAUUAGCUUCAAACACUUCAUAUAAUCCUCUUGGUCAAAUGAGAGAUUUACACAUUGAUGUCAACAAUAAUAUAUAUAUAACGGAUUCUAAUAAUAAUCAAGUUGGUCAAUAUAUUCCUUAUUCAUCCAUGGGAAUAGUUUUAGCUGGGGGUGGUCCAUCCGGUUCAGGACUUGAUCAAUUGUAUAGUCCAUUCGGUAAUUUUAUGGAUGCAAAUAAUUCAUUGUAUGUAGCCGAUAGUGGAAACCAUCGUGUUUUGAAAUAUCUUCCUGGAUCACUAAAUGGUACAAUUGUUGCUGGGAAUGGUACUGCUGGUUCUAGUUUGUAUCAAUUGAAUGUUCCCAGAUCGAUUAUCGUAGACAAUAAUGGAUACAUCUAUGUGGCCGAUGGAGGAAAUUCGAGGGUUGUAAAAUGGACCACAAAUUAUACAGCUGGUGGUGUGUGUAUUAUGGGUUGUACAGGUGCAGCAGGGACAGCUGUCAAUCAAAUGAGCGGUCCCAGAGAUUUAAAAUUCGACAGGCAUGGAAAUAUAUACGUCACGGAUCAAGCAAAUCAUCGAAUUCAGAAGUAUAUGAUACAAUUACCAACGUCACCUUGUUCUAGCAUUCUUCAUUAUAUAUUUGAUGAUACUCUAAUUGGAUUAGGAAUGGUUACAUGUGGCAGUUGUCCCGGAACAGUUUUUGUUCAAGUUGGCUGA